Molecule: messenger RNA, 1511 nt
Organism: Chiloscyllium plagiosum (whitespotted bambooshark)
Lineage: Eukaryota; Metazoa; Chordata; Chondrichthyes; Orectolobiformes; Hemiscylliidae
Product: beta-2-microglobulin-like
Source: RefSeq, a predicted model, not a curated record
CCGGGAGCCCAGGAAGUGAGGGGCAUAAAGUGGGAGAGGAGCUUUCCGAGCGGACGGUGAGCACGAGUGACCCCAGAGUUGGACGUUGAAUUAGCCAAAAUGAUGCUGAAGCUGAUCACUCUGGCCGUGAUCGUGGCGCUGUGCUAUGGCGGUUCUUCUCCGAAUGUACAGGUGUAUACCUACAAACCGAUAAAGGAGGGCGAACCCAACGUGCUGCUCUGUCAUGCCAAAGAUUUCAGCCCCCCCAACAUCAAGAUGGAGCUGCUGGAAAAUGGAGUAGUCAUUCCCAAUGCCAAUCAUUCUGACCUGUCCUUUGAGUCAGAUUGGAGUUUCAAACUCACUCUUCAUGCAGCCUUCACCCCCCAGAGCAGGAACAAGUACUCCUGUAGGGUUAACCACAAUGACAAGUCAAAAGAGAUUCAGCUUGAUACCUACUAGCUUGUCACCGCAGAGGUAAGCAGUGACUCAGAGGAACAGCCAAGUUAACAGAGGAGACAUUUUCCAGCACAGAAUGCAAAUCGACAUACUGUGUUUUUCUUUUUUUUGCCCUCUCACUGAAAUUAUGAUGAGGCUACUCAAGGAAUCUACCAAUUCUGAGGGAUCAUAUCGAUUUCUUUCAAAUAAUCUUUAAGUGUAAAAUCAAUAAGUCAUCUUAAACGAAUUUACGUGAUGGGAGUAUGUUUGCUUUUGGCUCUGCAAUCUUUGUAAUUUACACCUUUGACAUUUUGUGUAUUUCUGAGAUGGCUUUAACUUUUACCUGUACUUGCUAAUGAAUUUGUGAAGUUCUGACUUGGGUUGUUCUAAAAUUGCUGUUCCAACAAUGUUGGAUAUACUGAAAAAUGAAGAAAAAAUGAUGAAUGCAAGAAAAAGGCCAGUUCAAAUCUAAUCUGCAAAAUUAGAUGAUGUAGAGACAGCAAUACCUGCGCAGGAGGCUAGCCAGAGCUAGGGCCAUUAAAGCUCAACCACUUGAAGAAUUGACAGUUAUUUGGUUUAGAUUUGGAACUCCAGUUGCUUUGCACUAAAGAGCAGACACAUACCUUAUGCCCUACUCUGUUAACGGUGUAUCCCAAAUAACCAACACAAUUUCUUGUCCUCAAAGCCAGGGAUUGGAACCCUGGGUCCAUGUGGAACGCCACAAGUCUGAACCCAAUCUCUUUCCCAACUUGCUUUCCAUUCCAUCUUCCUGAUUUAUCCUGGAAAAUCUUGCGAUUAGUGAAGUUAUCUUGACCGUGAGAUGUUGGAAUAUCACAAUUUUAACAUUUGGACUUGGCGUAAUACAGAGAUUAGCACCGCCACAUAGAUUAAUUUUUUUAGAGAGCCUCUUCUGCAAGCCAUAUAUUUCAACAUGUUAUUAAGAAUUUUUGCAAGUGGGAGUUUUGGGAUAGUGCAGAUAGCAGAUAGUGCUGUUAAGAAUAAUUACAUUCAAUAUAACUUUAAUUCCAUGUGAUACGUGCACUGUCUUUUACUAUUCUCUAUAUGCUUAUUGGUGUGAAUAAAAUUUCCCUCCUUAA